AUGGCCGCCUCGUCCUCGUCCGGCUCGUCCUUUACCUCGUCGUCUCUCGGCCGCCCGCCCACCUACAGCCGCUCCUACGUGAGCCCCGUCGACUCGACCUGGACGCAGACAAUCCUCUUCCAAGACACUGCCGAAGAACGGACUGUGUAUCUGGGACCCUGGGAAGUGGUGGGGUCUGAGCAGCGGCGUAUCCGCUGGCAGUGCAGCUACCAGAGCGAGCUGCUCGAACACUUUUUGCCUACGGACAUACCUUCAGAUAUCCACCCCCAUACUCUUCACUCACGGCACCGUCAAUUCAAUGAUCCGUCAGACGUAGAACGAUUCCUGUCAUUCAACGAACAUCAUCGCGUCAGAUACACCUCUGGCGAUGGCGUCUGCAUUCAUGAUGGCUUCAUUCCGGUCAAAUACGAGUUUACAAGCGUCGACGCUUCCACCCACUUUCAAGGCGACCUUCGCAAAAAGGAUCUAGUCGGAUUUUAUGACGUCGACGUUGUUUGGUCCAAUCUUCAGAGCCGCACCGACAGUUUUGGCAAAGUCAAGGGUAUCGGUGCUAUUCAGAGGCUUAAGCUUUGGAGAGACCGCUACACUACCUUUCACUCCUUGAGUGUGUUUGCCAACAAGACGGAUCAUCAGUACCGCGAAUACGACAUACAUCAUUUCGACGGCGAGCUGCGGAAUCGCGAUGACCGCCAAAAGUCGCUGCGUCUCAGCGUUCACGGCCGCCGAGGAAGCGUGCCCGAGGAAGCUCCUCCGCGCCGGACUUUUCGCAUAAGACAGAGGGUCCGAUCCGCUGGCCAGGCCAGUCAAGCGAACUACAAGCGAUUUAUCGAGACUUGGGCACAUGCCCACAGCUCCGACCGUGAAUUCAACGGCAUUCCGUUUCCCCCCAACCACUUUGAACUUGCUUCACCAGAUAUCCUUCCUGGCUGA
Messenger RNA from Trichoderma atroviride IMI 206040, 930 nucleotides. The record is from RefSeq and is a predicted model, not a curated record. NCBI's taxonomy places the organism in Eukaryota, Fungi, Ascomycota, Sordariomycetes, Hypocreales, Hypocreaceae.